UACAGCAGCAGCAGAAAGAGAGCUCGUGCCCAGGACUGCGACUAGGAAGCCUGGGUUUGGUUUAGCCACCAACAGGCCUAAGCUACACAAAAUGCGUGAAAUUGUGCAUCUUCAGAUCGGGCAGUGUGGGAACCAAAUUGGAGCUAAGUUCUGGGAGGUGAUAAGUGAUGAACAUGGCAUUGACAUCGCUGGGAACUACCGAGGGGAUGCAUCACUGCAGCUUGAGCGAAUUAACGUGUACUUCAAUGAGGCUUACUCUCAUAAAUACGUGCCCCGCUCUAUCUUGGUGGACCUGGAACCCGGUACGAUGGACAGCGUACGGUCUAGCAAAAUAGGCCCACUCUUUCGACCUGACAAUUUUAUUCAUGGAAAUUCAGGUGCUGGAAACAACUGGGCUAAGGGCCAUUACACAGAAGGCGCUGAGCUGAUUGAGAAUGUCAUGGAUGUGGUCAGGAAUGAGUGUGAGAGCUGUGACUGCCUUCAGGGAUUCCAGCUCAUCCAUUCGCUCGGUGGUGGUACCGGCUCAGGUAUGGGCACGCUCCUCAUCAACAAAAUCCGAGAAGAAUAUCCCGACAGGAUUAUGAACACCUUCAGUGUUGUGCCUUCGCCCAAGGUAUCCGACACAGUUGUAGAGCCGUAUAAUGCCAUCCUCUCCAUCCAUCAGCUAAUAGAGAAUACAGAUGAAACUUUUUGCAUCGACAAUGAAGCUCUAUACGAUAUAUGUUUUAGAACUUUAAAGCUUACCAAUCCCACUUAUGGUGACCUCAACCACCUAGUGUCCCUAACGAUGAGCGGUGUCACAACCUCACUCCGUUUUCCUGGUCAACUGAACGCAGAUCUGCGGAAGUUGGCUGUUAACAUGGUGCCCUUUCCUCGCCUGCACUUCUUUAUGCCAGGCUUUGCUCCACUGACUGCCCGAGGCAGCCAACAGUACAGAGCCCUCUCGGUGCCAGAGCUUACUCAGCAAAUGUUUGAUGCUCGCAACAUGAUGGCAGCCUGCGACCCUCGUCGUGGACGUUACUUGACCGUGGCGUGCAUCUUCAGAGGCCGAAUGUCUACCAGAGAAGUGGAUGAGCAGUUGCUGUCUGUCCAGACCAAGAAUAGCUCCUACUUUGUGGAGUGGAUCCCUAAUAAUGUCAAAGUGGCCGUGUGUGACAUACCACCACGAGGACUGAAGAUGGCAGCUACCUUUAUUGGCAAUAACACAGCCAUUCAGGAGCUCUUCAUCAGGGUUUCUGAGCAGUUCUCAGCGAUGUUCAGAAGAAAAGCAUUUCUCCAUUGGUAUACUGGUGAAGGUAUGGAUGAGAUGGAGUUUUCUGAAGCAGAAGGUAACACCAACGACCUUGUGUCCGAGUACCAGCAGUACCAGGAUGCCACUGCAGAUGUUGAGGAAUAUGAAGAGGUAGAAGCGGAAGCCAGCCCAGAAAAGGAAGCAUCGUAAAAACAAUGGUAAUAUCAAAACAAUCUCCAAAUAAGCCCGUUGGCACUCA
Charadrius vociferus (killdeer) is the source of this 1490-nucleotide messenger RNA. It is a transcript of the gene TUBB1, whose product is annotated as tubulin, beta 1 class VI. The coding region runs from base 92 to 1441 and encodes 449 amino acids. Gene Ontology annotation, molecular function: structural constituent of cytoskeleton; GTPase activity; GTP binding. Gene Ontology annotation, biological process: mitotic cell cycle; microtubule cytoskeleton organization. The transcript is spliced from 4 exons. The record is from RefSeq and is a predicted model, not a curated record. Gene Ontology annotation, cellular component: microtubule; cytoplasm. NCBI's taxonomy places the organism in Eukaryota, Metazoa, Chordata, Aves, Charadriiformes, Charadriidae.